GCGGAAGUGCGGGGCUGUACGGUGGAAGGAGCGCGGGUCUGGCGGCGGGGUGUCUGCUGUUUUCUCUGCGGAGAAGGCGUUUACGUGUGCUGGGCUGGGAAAUCCUGCUCUGGGGCCUUGAAGCCUUGAAUCACCGGUGGAAAUUGUUUCAAAGUCAGCCGAGUUACUUGCAGAGCCCUAAUCGACAAGCCGUGUCUAGUGUCUGGAGUCGCCAAAAAAGUCUUUCUCCAGGCAAAUGAGUAACUGAGCAAGUCAAAUGUGCACAGCACGAAGCUGCUUUCUCCCACCUGGGGAGGAGAUGGCUGGAUGGAAAUCAGGAAAAUCCAGCCACGGGCAACAAUUAAACAACAAGAAAAGCAACUCCAGCUAAAGUUUGUGUUGGAAUCAGCCUCAGGGUCCACCUCUCCUUCUCCCGCAUCUGUGGGUUUCUGUGUGACCAGAGCCUGGCCUGAGCACACUGUGGGGAGAAGGGGAGACGUGUCUGCCUGGUAUCCAGGCAGGUUUCUGUGGAGUCACAGGAUGGCAGCCAUGGUCCUGUCCCCCACCUGCACUCCGUCUUCCCUGUGCCCGGCCUCGCCUCCAGAAGGAUGCACAGAGGAGGAAGCCUUGGUUCACGGCUUCCUGACACACUGGUUACCGGACUUAGUGACCUUGGAGGAUGUAGCCGUGGAGUUCACCCGGGAGGAGUGGGCACUGCUGGACCGCUCGCAGAGGACGCUGUACCGCGACGUGAUGCAGGAGAACCGCAGGAACCUGGCAUCGCUUGGGUACCACAUCGACAAGCCCAGUCUGACCUCCCAGCCGGAGCAGGAAGACAAAGGCAUGGCAGAGGAGAGAGGAACUCUCCCAGGUGCCUGUCCAGGUUUGGAGACCGGACUUAAAGCCAAAUGGUUAACUCCUAAGAAGCAUGUUCUUAGGAAAGAUCAUCCUAACGGUGUAAAAGCGGAGAGAAAUCAUCUUGGAGUGAAACUCAAUGAAUGUAAUCAGUGUUUUAAAGUCUUCAGCACAAAAUCUAACCUUACUCAGCACAAGAGAAUUCAUACUGGCGAAAAACCCUAUGACUGCAGUCAAUGUGGGAAGUCCUUCAGCAGCCGGUCUUAUCUGACCAUUCAUAAGAGGAUACACAAUGGAGAGAAGCCCUAUGAGUGCAGUGACUGUGGGAAAGCCUUCAAUGAUCCCUCGUCCCUGAGACUGCAUGUGAGGAUUCACACGGGGGAGAAACCGUAUGAAUGUAACCAGUGUUUUCACGUCUUCCGCACCAGCUGUAACCUCAAAAGCCACAAGAGGAUUCACACAAGAGAGAAUCACCACGAGUGUAAUCAGUGUGGCAAGGCCUUUAGCACGAGGUCCUCCCUGACUGGACACAACAGUAUCCAUACAGGAGAGAAACCGUACGAGUGCCAGGACUGUGGGAAGACUUUUAGGAAGAGCUCAUAUUUGACCCAGCACAUGAGAACUCAUACUGGGGAGAAGCCCUAUGAGUGUAGUCAGUGUGGCAAGUCCUUCAGCAGUAGCUUUUCCCUUACUGUGCACAAGAGAAUUCAUACCGGUGAGAAACCCUAUGAAUGCAGUAACUGUGGGAAAGCCUUUAAUAAUCUCUCAGCUGUUAAGAAACAUGUGAGAACUCACACUGGAGAAAAGCCCUACGAAUGUAAUCAUUGUGGAAAAUCUUUCACCACUAACUCUUACCUUUCAGUGCACAAGAGAAUACAUAAUAGGUGGAUAUGAGCACAAUAACUGGGAAAGCAUUUGAUGACGUUGUAUCCCUCAGACAGCUGGCAGUAACAUGCGCUUAAUGUAUGAGUCAUCUGUUGCCGCAGCACACAUGUUCCUCCAAAACAUAAUGGCUUCAAGCAAUAUACAUUUAUUAUGUCACAAUUUCUGGAGGUCAGCAGUUUGGAAACGGCUUCACUGUGUAGUUGUGGCCCAGGAUCUUUCAUGAGGCUGGGGUCAAGAUGUCAACUGGAGCAACAAUCAUCUUAGUCUUUGGCCCUGAAGAGUCCACGUCCAAAACGGCUAACUCAGCAUGCCUGGCAAGUUAAGUGCUGCUUGUUGGCAGGGAACCUUCCCUACCUCACUCUCCACGGGGCUGGGUAUCUUUAUGAUGUAGCAGCAGGUUCCACUCAAAGCGUUUGAGCUGGAGGGAGCGAAUGCAGAAGGCACAUGACUUUUGUGACCCAGCCUGAGCAGGGCAUAGCACUUCUCCCGUACUGUAUUGGUCAUGCAGGCCAAGCCUAAUGCAACGCAGGGAGAAACUUGGCAAGGUGGGUGUACCUGGAGACAUCAUUGGGAAGCGCCUGAGAAGCUUGCUGUGAAAAUGGUGAAGAAAAUCCUUCAGACCCUCAUGCUUUCUAGUCUGUUUGACAUGAAGUAGCAUUCAGCUACCCUCAUGCUCAUGCACUCAAGAGAAGCCUCGUAAGUGCAAUCUUCGUGGUAAGCUUCUUCCAGCUCAAACUGAACCUCAUGUACGCCAAAGACUGCAUAUGGGGAGAAACGAAGGAAUGCGGUAGCUUUAGGGAAACGAGUGGUAUCUCUACGGAGUCAUGUGAACAUUAAUGCUUGUGAAUAUCAGAAUGCAGAAGCCUUCAGGGACGCUCACCCCUCAAAGCACACAUUGAGAAGUCACUGCAGAAGAGCACUUGUAUAAGGAAUGUGGAAAACCCUGCAGCACCAGCGUUCCCCUUACUGAGCAAAAGACGGUGAGAUACUCUGAAUGCACUUACUCUGGGAAGCGCUGAAUGUUGUCUCAAUUUUUAAGAGACACGAUUGAUUCUGGAAAGAAAGUCCCAUUAAGUGUCAUCGAUACUGGAAAGCUUCUCAUUUUUCCCACAUUCCUUAGGAAACUGAGAACUCCCAACAAAGAAACUUGUGAACCUAAAAAACGAGAGAAAGCCUUUAACAAAGACUCCUACGUUAAGAAAAAUAUGAAAUUCUUCCUGGAUGCAAAUGCUUGAGAGGGUAUUAAUUUUGGAAGAUCUUCAGUGAUUCUUGUUUUUGUUGACUUGUGUGAACUCGACAGCGGAAGGAAACUCUAAAAACAUGAUAAAUAUGAGGAUACUUGAGCUCUUUACUGAGUGGUCCCCAAAUAAUUUAAACUUGGAAUGGAAAGUUAAUGCUAUGACUGUGGGUUUACCUUUAUCCAUAUCUCAUCCUUAGGUUGAGCCACUAACUCAUAGAUUUUCAGUCUUUUGUUUUAGUGUAAACAUUUAUGAAAUUGUGUCCCAUAGUUUUUCUAUCUAAUAUGUUUACUAUGAUUUACUCUUUAAAAAUAGCAAUGACUAGCAUACUUGAAAAGGUAUUUCUGAAUAUUUCCUGAAUGAGUUUAUCAGAGUGGAAGUGACUUAAUAUUUAUAUAUGCUUUUAAAAACGCAAUGGCAUUUUUGUCAAGGAAGUGGACUUCAUGAUGUUGUUUAUCUUUCUGUCCUAGGAUGGCAGUUUUGGUUAGCUUCUUUCCCAGUGUCCCAUUCUCCCUUACUCAAAACAAUCUUUUGUUCAAGUUGUCAAUGGUUAGUAUUGAAAAUACUCAACCCUCAGGGCUUCCCUGAAGCCCAGAAUGGUGGUGUCCUGUCUGCUGGCAUGAGAGGCAGGUAGAAGUCACUAGGGGAGUGUCAUCUGGCUUGUUCACUUUCCUGUUCUUUCUCUGGAAAGUGGACUCAAGGCCUAGAGUUGGAAGAGCUAUAUUUUGAUGAUGAAAAAAAACAGUGUGACAAAAAAUCCUAGUGAUACGGGUUCCCCACAAGCCUGUGAUUGGCUGUAUCGGUUCUGGACCUCUUACCCUUAGACUUUUCCUUACAUGAUUAAAAGUAACCUCUAGCUGGUUGAUGCCAAAGUGAUUUGGGGGUUAUUUUUUUGAGGCAGUGGUCUGUUAACGUCAAGGGGGAUGUGAUAGCUAACUGGUAAACCUAUUUGUUGGUUGGAUUUUAUAAAUGCUUCAGUUCUUUGAAAACAAUGUGUAUUUUCUAAUUUUUACAUAGAAUAUAUACCCAUUAACUUAAGGUAAUUGUGUGUCCAGAUCUAGUAUGUACCUAAGAUUUUUGUCUUCAGACUUCUUUAGCAAUAGAUAUUAAAGCUUUCUUUCUGCCAUGGGUGUAGAAUAAUAGAUUUUUUUUUUUUUGCUGUUUGUCAUCUUUAUGUAUUUUGAUGUAAUGUAACUACACACAGCAUUAGUUUUUUUAGUGAAUUUUUCCUUUUUAUGUAGGGGCCAUAUUUGUGGUGAAGUAUUUUGAUAUAUUAAUAAAUCAUUGAACAUUUAUAUAGCCCUUCCCAUACACCAGGCACUCUUCUGAAUGCCUUACAAGUAUUAACUUAUUAAAUACUCAAUAUAAGCUUAAGAAAUACGUGCUAUUAUUGUCCCCAUUUUACAGAUGAGAAAACUGGUAUGGUACACUUAUGUUACCUGCCUGAGUUGACUGGCUAGUAAAUGUCAGAAGUCAGAUUUGAACCCAGACAGUCUGUGCUCUUAACUCGUAGCCAAUUUAUGGGUAUAUUCUAUAUGCCAAGCACUGUUUGAGAUGCUAGUAUCUAUAGCAAUGAAUGAAUCUCAAGUUUUGCUCUUGAAGCAUUCUGGUAUGAGAAAUACAACUUACAGGAAAAUCAAGAAGAUGUAAGAUUUUUGUGGAAGAGUAAAGAAAGCAUUGCCGGAUAGUUAAGAGGAGUUGGGAUCUUGCUAUUUUGUAUAAAUCAGGAAAGAAAAACCUCUUAAUUUUGAGGGGCAGACACCUUACUGAGUUGGGACCAUGAGUCACCUGAGUUUGUGUGGCUAGGGCAGUCUUGGCGUGCAAAGGAUGUAGUCAGAGGCUUGCUGGGUCCUGAUCUAAUUGGGUUUUGUGUGUGACCAGUAGGACUUUUCCUUCUGCUUUCAGUGAGUUGGCAUAUUAGAGUCCAGGCAGGUAACAACAGACUCACUCAGACUAGGACGAUUCAAGUGGAGUUUCUUGAAGGGGCUACUUGCAGAGUGGUGAACAGUAUGUAGGAAUUCGUUAAUGUACGUAAAGCACUUAUGAGAUCUCUUGGUAUAUAGGAAACAUAUAUAAUUUCACCUUUUGUUAUGAAUGGGUGAACUUUGAUUGUAAUAUACUGAACAAAAUAAGCCACACAAAAAGUAAAUAUUCUAUAAUUUUGUUUGUGUGAAUUUCAAGAACAGGCCAAAAAUCUGUGAUAGGAGAGAAAGAGCAGUGACUGCAUCUAAGCUCAGGUUGCAUGGGAGGGGUUAGGCAGGGGCAGGGAUUGUCUGGGAGGGGGCACGAAGGAACUUCAUGGGGUAUUUCUAAAAUACCACUGUAAAAAAGAAAAAAACAGUGUUCUUUGCAGAAAUGGUUGAUUCCAGGGAUGGUGUAGGGGUAAUACAACCUGAUCCUGAAAUACCUCUGAAGGAUCUUCUAAUGGAAAAGAAAGGUUGAUGAGAAGCCCCAAAACUGUGCCUAAAAAUUCCCCUCAGGUCCUUAACCCCUAAGUGAUUGUGUAUAGGGGAAGACUAGGGAGCUUAGAAGAGAAGAACUACCAGAAUAACUUCAGAUGCUGAAGAGUUGUACAGGAAUUUCAGAGAGAUGGAGGUUGGUGUUUGGACUCAUCUGGGAUGGAAUGAUCUUGGUUAAACGAAAAACAACCCUGGGUUCCAAUUAUGACCCAAGGAAUGUCACACCCUGAGAGGAAGCACCAUGCAUUAAGAGUAAGGACUACCUUUUAAAAGCCAAUGCAAAACUGAAAUAGAUUGUUCCUUAUGGAGUCCAAAAUACAGCCUUCAUAGGUUCAAGGCAGUCCAUUACUACUAUAACUUCCCACCAUGAUAAAACCUAACCUUUAGAGGAAGGUUACAUGAUUAAGGGCCUCUACAAAGUAUUAUUCACAAGUUUCAGCACACAAGAAGGGUCCUAGACAUGCAAAGCCACAGGAAAAUGUUCUCAAUUAUGAAAUAUAAAUCAAUUGGAGCAGACCCAGAGACGAUCCAGAUAUUGGGGUUAGCAGGCAGGGACUUCAAAAUAAUGGAAUAAUAUGUUCAGGAAAAUGGAGAAAACAUGGUCAAGUUGUAGAAAAAGAAGGACAAAUUUCAAAUCUUCAACCAAAGAAAAAGAACACAUUGCUCUCGAACAGCAGUAAGACUGAUAACUUUUCAAAAGCUAUGGGAGCAAGAGAACAAUGAAUGACAUCUGACCUCUAAAGCGCUGAAUGGAAAAAAAAAUACCUGUCAAUGUAAAAUUUUAUGACCCAAGAAAAAUGUUCUUUGAAAAUGCAGACACAUUGAAGAUGUGUUCCAACAGGGGUUUUAAAAAAAAAAAAAAGCCAAUGCUGAAAGCAUCAACAGCAGAACUCUACUUCAAGAGAAAACUAAAGACAGUUUCAGGCUGAAGGAAGGUGAUUCCAUGCAGACACACAUCACUCCAGGAACGAUGAUCAGGAAACAAAAUGUAAGUAAAUAUAAAUGACUAUUGAUUGUAUAAAACAACUCUGUGAAGUUUUACAACUAUGUAAGUCUAAAACUUCUUCAAAAUAAAAUGCUUAUUAAAAACA
This is a messenger RNA of Manis pentadactyla (Chinese pangolin), 6507 nucleotides long. RefSeq names its product zinc finger protein 558. Gene Ontology annotation, biological process: negative regulation of transcription by RNA polymerase II. Gene Ontology annotation, molecular function: DNA-binding transcription repressor activity, RNA polymerase II-specific. Lineage: Eukaryota; Metazoa; Chordata; Mammalia; Pholidota; Manidae. The transcript is spliced from 9 exons. The record is from RefSeq and is a predicted model, not a curated record. Bases 307 to 1728 code for a protein of 473 amino acids.